AUGAAACGAAAGCUUUCUCAUCAUCAUGUUGAUCACCAUUGCCCUCUUGCUCCAGUAACCAAAUACUCGAAACAAUCCAAAACCACCCAAGUAGUGAAAAUCAUUUUAAUUGAUUUUCAUGGAUCUGUAUCCGAUGCAGUGCCAAUGAUUGAAAGCUACUCUUCUCAUGUUCAUCAGCUGUUUGAACACUUGAAAAGAAAAUUUGAAAAUCAAUCCAAAGGAUACUCCAAAUGGUUACAAGCAAAGUUGGAACGGAUGAUAGAUAAUUCUCUGUUAUGCAUAUAUACCAAUGACGAUAAGAAUGAUCUUGAAACAAUGAUUGAAUUCAUGAAUGACCCGUACUGUGUAAUGCAAUUGCUACAUCAUUGUGAUGACAUGGAAUGUUUUCCGAUGAUCUGGAUGAUGCAACCCAUUGAUGUUUCCGAAUUAUGCGAACAAAAUCAAGAAUUGAUUGGAACUGUCGAAUUUUGGAGACCUUUCAAAAUGGGCAUCUUGAAUCUCUUAAAGAACAAAAAAUUUCAAGUAUUGAAAUACAUUCCAAAAGAGAUUUUAUUUGAAUGGAUGGACGACUUGAAACCAAUAUUUAUCAAACACUAUAACUUUAGCUUCAUAUUUGAAGUUGAUGAUGCAGAUGAAGCAAAGAAAGUACUUUGUGAGGAUGGUUGCUAUUUAUUUCAACUUUCAGACAGGUUAAGAGACAAUGAAGAAAUUGUGAAACAUGCUAUUAAUGCAAAGCAUGUCAAUUUAUACAUGGCCUCUGAACGACUGCAGCAUGAUUUUGCCUUCUUACUCAGUGUCGUUCGAUCAAAUCCUGAGACAUUUUCAAAAAUUCCACAAGAAUUUAGGAAUGAUAAGGAGUUUGUUCUUGAGUUACUCAACACUUCAAUGACGAGUCUUGAUGGAACAAUUGAGCAAGAUUUAAUUCAAACAUGUAUUCCAGAAGUUUACGUUUGGGUGCCGCAAAGCGUUCGUGACGAAAUACCAAUGGAGAUUAUAAUGAAGGUUUAUCAACAAUUAUUUCUCAAAGAUGAAGCAGGUGAUUUUAUGAAAAACGAACUGUUGAGAUCAGUGAUACAAAUGCUGUGCGAAUUACCAGAUGAAUAUUAUCAAGCACACCAAAAGUAUCAACGAAAUUUAACAGAGCAAGGAUGCUUUGUACAUUCAUUAUUCGACAAAUGUCACAUCCAUCAUAUCAUCCAACAGGAUGAGGAAUUUGCGAAUAUUGUUGAACAAGUCAUGACACGACUUUACAAAGGUUAUGAUCAAAUUUGGAUAGAACAAGAAGAGGCGUUUGUUUGGAAACGCAAAGAUUUGGAACUCAUCAUGAAAUAUGGACCGCUUACUUUGAGAAAGAAUAGAAAUUUUGUCGUACAAGCUGCCACAAAAAAUGUAAAGAGCUUCAAAAAUGCUUUAUCUGAGUUCCAACACGAUCGACAAAUUAUUUUGACAGUACUCCACAAUAGAGGAGAUCUAUUGAACGAAUUGCAGGAUUUUUUUAUUCCUCAAAUGUUGCAUGACAAAGAAAUGGUGUUGACUGCACUCAAAAGUGAACAUCCAUGUGCAUUUUCAAAACUUCCAGCACACCUCCAAGAUGAUAGAGAUUGCGCGUUGGCAGCACUCUCAAAUACAAAAAUACCCAAUGUCCGUGUGCCUAUUCAAACAUUCAUCAAGAGAAAGGAUGUAGAAGUGAUCAAUGCUGGUCUGAAGAGAAGUGAAAUAUGGAUGGCGUUUCUCCCCGACGAUUUCAAAAGCAAUAGAGAUUUUGUAUUGAAAUCGCUACACUACCCCGGUGGUGUGUUUGUAUUAGAUUUUAUAUCAGAGGAAUUGAAACAAGAUGCCAAUUUCAUUUUGGAAUGUGUGAAGCAGAAUCCACCAAAUUUGGAGUUUUUGUUUUCUUUGUUUUCGAUCGAGUUGCUUGUUUUGAAUUCAGAAAUUAUUUCUGAAUACAUGAAACGAUGUGGAAUUUUAUCAAGGAGGAUUAUGGGUCAUGUUUGUAAAACCUUUUUUGACGAGCAUGAAGAGUCUAAUGAUGAUGAUUUUAUACAAUGGAUGACUAGUUUACAGAAUCAGAGGAUGGAAUAUGAAUAUUUGGGAUGCUACAUUCCUGAGUCUCGAUUGAUGAAAGAACCAAUCACGUUAUUGGAAGUGGAGGAUGAAGGAAAUUUAUUAGAGUGCUCAUUCACGCGAGCUUACGAUAAGUGGAAGGAAUAUUUGUUGGGAAAUGCAACUUGGGAAAUAUUUUUCAAGAAGUACUAA
Molecule: messenger RNA, 2256 nt
Organism: Naegleria lovaniensis
Lineage: Eukaryota; Heterolobosea; Eutetramitea; Acrasida; Naegleriidae
Exons: 1
Coding region: 1-2256 (751 amino acids)
Source: RefSeq, a predicted model, not a curated record